Drosophila albomicans is the source of this 8081-nucleotide messenger RNA. RefSeq names its product mucin-5AC. The record is from RefSeq and is a predicted model, not a curated record. NCBI's taxonomy places the organism in Eukaryota, Metazoa, Arthropoda, Insecta, Diptera, Drosophilidae. The transcript is spliced from 10 exons. Bases 3381 to 6539 code for a protein of 1052 amino acids.
UCAAGCAACAAACUGUAACUCUAAUAAAACCAAAUUCCACAAUAAUAAGAAUUAUAAUAAUAUCAAACAUAAAAUAAAAGCCAACAUAUUAAUAAUAGAAUCAAUUGCAAAUCUAAAUUAAUUAAUAUUAAAAAAAGAAAUAUUCAAAAUAAUUGAAUUAAUUUGGUAGUGUUUAAUGAGCUUACUGUGUGCAUCUUUGUCUAUCGGUCGUGAAAUUAACAAACAAAUAAAAAUUCGAAAACGUAUUGAACUAACAUAAUUAUUAACCACACGAAUAUCUGUUGUCCAUGCAAAAUGUUUCCUGCCGUGCGCGUCUUGUUGUUGUGCUUCUUCUUGCUCUGACUGUAGCUUCUAACGAAAAGCAUCGUUUUAUGUGAAUUGUAUGCAAAUGAUGCACAUUGCAAGGCUAAAAUGAAACAAGAAACUGAAACUAAAAGCCAAAGCUGAAACUAGAACUAUAACUUUGGAAGCCAUUAAACCAACGACUUUGAUAACAAACUUAAAUAACUGCUAACGGCAAUUGUGAAAUUGUGGAAAGUGCAAUCAAAUAAUUUUUUGCUGACAUACAAUAAACGUAGCGCCAAAGGUCAGUCAAGGAAAAUGUGUAUUAAAAAUUGCGCCCACAUUCAAUUUGGGUGCAGCGACAGCAGCAGCAACAACAACAACGACAACAAUAGUAACAACAACAACAACACUUCAAACAACGACGACAACGUAAGCAAAGAGUCAGAAGAGAACGUUAGCCGGUUAGAAUACCAAUUCCAAUUGCAAUUGCCCAGAAAAUCAGCCAAAGGCGGCAAGUUAUCGAGCUUAAAAAUAUUCAUGUGUUGUUGCUAUUUUAUCAUCAUUAUCAUGUUGAUCUAAACAAACAAAUGAAUGUAGUGAAUCGAGUAACUAAAUAAUGUUUUAAUACAACGUAAAACACUCGCUGACAACUGCAACACACAUCAGCAGCUACGGCGAAGUCGGCCAUAAAAUAUAAUUUGAAUUAUCCAACUCUGCUUAUAUGUGUAUUAGUGGUAAACUAUUUCAGUGUCUAUCUUAAUAUCGAGAAUAAAUAAUAUAAAUGUCUACGUGUGUGCUUUAAAAUCAGAUUUAACCUAUUUUAAUAGAAAAAUAUGCCAUAAAGCAAAAUAAAAUUCGAGUUCGAGUGGUCAGUGUAUAUAAAGUGUGAAAGUGUGCUUUAAUAACGAUGGCACAUUCAAUAUAAGCACCAUGCUCUCUUUAAUUUAACAUGCAAACGAAACCAACAACUCCAAUCGGCAGCCUCAUCAUAAAGAAGACAUUCUCAAUCUAACAAAUCCACACACGAAUUUACAUAUACUAAUACUAAUUUUGCACACCGAACACUUCUGGCACCACAGCAAAAUGUUGCGUUUUCUAAAGAACCGUUAGACACGGCCCAGAUUAAGUUGCGCCUACCUACAGCACCAUCGCUCAACCUAUCUAUCAAUCUCUACCAUAUACCAUAUAUAUAGAUAUAUUAUAAAUAUAUUGUAUAUAUAUGUGUGCGUAUGCGUGUGCUUACUGUAAUGACGUCAUGCUUUUGGUGUAGCUCACAGAACGUUUAACAUGUCAUAGAAAAGCCUAGUUAAUAAAUUGUAACAUUCAAUAUAUGUGUCUACCAUAUAGUUCAUUAUAAUUUUAAGUACUGUUACUACAUGAUCGUCGUGUUCCUUGCAGCAAAUCCGUCUUUAUGUAUAAGUUUAGAUAAACAAUGAAAAUGUUAAGCUGUCAAAGUGCAACAAUGCAGCAAAAUAGUGCAACAAUUUAAUUAUAAAUUAGAGAACAAAGCAAAUUUGUAAAAUGUAGUCCAGCUGAUCCGAUCCGAUCUGACAAGGAUAAAGCGUGUGAGAGCGUGUGUAUAUCAACUGGCCAAAAAUUGUGCAUCUGAAUGUUAGCAAAAUAGAGAAAUAUAAAAACAAAAAACAAAAACAAAUUACGAUAAAGUUAUUUAAUGACAACGGGCUUUAGGACGCUUCCAUGUUAAACUGAACUUAUGAGCCACAGCAGAGUCAAAGGAACAAAAUAUAGAAACCACAAACAAAAGAAGAAGAAAUAAUUAAAAUAAUCCAUUCAAUUGCUUACAUGUAUAACGGUAGUGAGUGUGUGCAUGUGUGUGUGUUUUGGCUAUAGGCGCUUUUUGUACUCUAGUGGACACUAGUUAGACACAAUUACAAAACAAAUAUAUACAUAUACAUAUAGUUUAUAUAAAUGCAUAUAAAUAUGCGAAUUAAAUUUUAUAAAUAAUCCAGGCAGCUUUUAGCAAAAAACACAAACAACCGAAAUAGUAAAUGUAUUAGUUAAUUUAUUUUGUUAUGUAAUCCGAAGUGAAGUACAGAGCUCUAAGCAGAAGCAAGAAAGAUAAGAAAAAAAAUAUAUACAGACAAUACGCCCGAAAUAAAUAAAAAAUAUGCAAUUCGAUUGUGAGACAGAGCAUAUUUUUGAAAUGUUUAUAAGCAGAGAGUCAAAGUAUUUGUAAAAACCCAAAAGAAAUAAAAACAAAUUUUUAAAAAAUAGACAUCAAAGCGAUAACAAAUUUUUUGACAUAUAUAUACAUACAUAUAUAUAGAUAUCUAUAUAUUUUGAUAAACAAACGAAAACGAAAACGAAAACGAAACAAAGACAAGAAGUUAAGUGAAAAUAAUGCACAAAAUGUAUUUAUUUGUAUACCCUAGCCCAAGUUAAAUGAGGUUUUAAUUUAGUUAGUUCAAAUUUGAAAAAUAACAACACAUUUUUUACUUUCGAUGGUUUCACGAGAUUCAUUUCAACGAUUUUGUAUGUCACUCGGUUGAUGCUUAAGCAAGUAAUCCAAAGUACAAUCAUUUUUGUCAAACAGACACCCCAAAACAAAACAAAAGAAAACCAAACCAAAACAAACGAAACCAAAUAGAACAGCACAGAAGAAAACAAAUAAACACACAGAUGGAAAACUAUCGGAAGGGCAUCAAGGAUAGCAGAACAACAUUUUAAAGGUUAGGCACAUUUACAGGGACAACAGACAGACAACAAAACAACAACAAGUAAACAAACAAAACUUUUGCUAAGAAUUUUUAAAUUUAUUUUACACACGCUUUAUAUGAGCAACUGAAGAGAGAGUUUUUGCUUAAAGUGAGAUUUCAAAAGCGCAAAAUUGGCAUUAGAAUCGAGACAAUUGAGAUUAGAAUUGCUUAGACAGAAAUUCAAAACAACAUUCCUACAAACUGAUGAGUGAAUUGAAAAUUGUAAGAAGCGAAGAAGAGAAGAAGUCAUUAUAGAAAGUGCUAAGUGCAGUCAUUAAAUUAUCGAAACCGAAUGUUAAUUAAGUGCAAAUUCGUAGUCUGUAACUAGAGCUACACCUAAGCAGAAGCCGAAGCAGAAGCCGAAGCAGAAGCAGCAAAAUGUAUGCAGCUGCUGGUGGCGCCUCGUUGGCAUCGCGCCAAGCGCGUCAACGCCAGCGCCAGCAGAAGAAGAACCAACAACUACAAGCGAAACUACAUCCACCGAAAGCGGCGGGCGUCGGUGCGGGUCUCGGGGCAGCCGAUCAUGGCGGCGCCUCGACGCCAACGCGCAGCCAGUCGCGGCAGUUCCAUCAGCUGCCCACCAACUACUUGCGUGCCCCGCAGCCGCAGGGCCGCAAGCUGAGUGCCACCUACACGCAAUCGCGCUCGCUGCUGCCGAUCGAGGAGGCCGGCGACACGCAGUCGGUGCUGCAGUUGCGCAUGCACUCGCACACACAUGGCCCACACGCCCACGGACAUGCACACGCCCACAUGGGCGGACAUGGGCACAGCCAUCUGCAUCACAGUCAUCUGCAUGGCGGCGGCGCCGUCGCGGGUCCACCUCAGACGCCCUAUCAACAGUUUGCCUCGUCACACGGACGCGUCUCACCGAAGCUUGUGCAUCGUCACAGCGGCAGCAGCAGCGCUGGCUUCCACCCGGCUGCCACAUCGCAGCUGCACAAGUCGGCGACGGCAACGCUGCCGCUGGUGUCACAGAUGGAGCCGACGCCGCCAACGACACCCGCGUUGCCAUCGGCUGCGGUCGGCGUUAAAACGACAGCGAUGUCGUUGGAAGCAGGCGCCACGCCAGAGCCAGAGUCAACACUGGGCAUGGGCAUGGCCAUGGCCAGCACAUCCGCAGCAGCGGCGGCGGCGGCUGCCGAGGCCGUAGCCGAAGCCGAUGCCGCUGACCUGCAGCUGGCCGGCGCCGCAGCCAUGUUUGCAGCCCACCAUGAUGCGAUCAUUGUAACGCCGGCCACGCCCAUGGCCUCGCCGGGUCACGUGGCUGCCAUCAAGCUGCGUCGCGGCGAUCACGACCAGGACCACGACGACGAUGUUCUGCACGAUGCCGCCGAACGUCAGCCGCUCACCGCCGCCACCGAUGCCUACGACGAGGACGAGGCCAUGCAACCGCCAGCCGGACCGCUGGAGCGCAAGUGCAGCGUCUAUCGCAUGCGCCGCAGCGAUGCCUUCGAGCAGGGCGACGCCGGGGGCGGCGGCGUCACCGGCGGCCUCAAGCGUCAGCUGCGCGAGCUUCAGUUCCAGCAGACGCAGUACGAGCCCCUGGUAAGCGAUGAGCCGCAGAUGCUCUUCAAAGGACUGGGCAAUGGACGCAAGUGGCAGCUCUGCGCCUACUGCGAGGAAGGUAUCUGCGUCUGUGAGCACAUCGAGUGCGCUCAGGGACGCGCCGCUUGGCUGGAGCGCGGCCGCCGCUGCAGCGUACAGGAGCAGCAACAGCAACAGGCCACCUGCCAUCGACGCUGGGUGAAGCGUAACCGAAUACAAGAUGCCUCUUUGGGCGGCUCCUCGGACGAUGAAGAUUUCCUGGGCGUUCUACGAGGACCCAGCACAUUUGCGAACGCCUUUCUCUAUGUGGGACUUGGCACAGUGGCGCUGGGUCUGGUCAUUGCAUUUGUCGGCACCGGCGAGAAGGGUUUUAAAACAGUGGAGCUAAGACUUAUAGGGCCCUCUCUCAUAGGACUGGGCCUGAUCUGUUGCAUUUUACGCAUCCUCUUCUGCAUCUGUCCAUCACACUGCAUCUCAUCCAGCAAGAAGACGCGCAAGAAAAAUGGUAACAAGAUCGAUGCGGAUCACACAACUUCUCUGCUUCGCAAUGAGAGCAAACGCGUCUCCAUUGCUCGCGGACCUGCAGUGCAGCCCAAAUAUCCGAUUGCGCAUAAGCGCAGCCAGAGCAAGAUGCUUAAUGAGGGAAUGGAGGCACUGCGACAAAUUGCCACCACAUCGCUGUUCAUGCAAAACGAGCAGAAGACAGCGAUCAAUCGAGUUGUGCCCAUCAUCAAUGAGCCCGAGAGCAUGGAUCACAUGGGUGCUGAUGCGCCGCUAGAGAUGAAGAAACUGCAGACGGCUCUGAACAUGUGCGAGAUGAGCGAUGAGGAGCAGGAGAUUGUGCAGCAGCAACAGCUGCAGCUAGCCAAACGUACAGCAACAACAACAACUGCCGUUACGAGUAGUACCACCAAAGCAACAGCACCAACAGAAUCAACAGCAGCAGCAACGGCAACUAAAGCCACAACAACCCUGAGCACAGUAGAUGAAAAACCCAAUAGCAAAUUGGUGCGCCAACGUGUUGCACUGCAGCAACAGAGGCAACUGCAGCAGCAACAACGACAGCAACAACAGCAACAUCAACAGUUGCAGGAGCAACCGGAGCAGUCGCAGUCGUUGUCCUCCUCCUCCACCGUCAGAGAUUCGCUGGACGGCAUUGUGGUCGUCGAGGAAACUUCCCUAAUGGACACAGAGAUUGUGCCACCAACGACGACAUCAACUGCAACAUCAACGUCUACAUCGACGGCGCCGAUGCCGAUGGCAUUGCCAAGCAGCUGCAGCACCGGAGCGAUACCAAGACUCAAAAGCAAUACGGCAGCGUUCAGCACGCCAGCGCAACGUCCGGGCAUCUCAACGGGUGCCACGCCCAAGACGACCACAACGCCCACCACCACCAACAACAACACACGUCUGACCAGCUCACAAUCACAUCCCACAAGCUACGAUCUGCCGCCGGCGCAGCCGCACACCUAUUCAGCCGCGGCGACGGUGCGUGGUCCGCUGGGCAUGACGUUGACCGGCUCGAGUUCCGUCUAUGCGAUGCCAGCCAGCCGCUUGAGUGGAUUAACGGCAACGUCGAGUGCGUCGCCAACGCUCAGCACAACGACAACGAUCAGUUUGCUGCCGCUGCCCGCGCCGCCGACGUCAUCGAUAGCGGGCACUGCCAUGGCAAGCAUACCCGGCCAGGUGCUGGAGCCAACGGGCAUUGCAACCACAAGUCUGAGCAUAUUGCAGCCGUUAACAGCAGCCAAGGCAGCGACGGGGGCAACGGGGAUGACAGGGAUGACGUCGGCAAUGACAAUGCAGCGGCCAGCAACGGCCUCAUCGGCGUCUACGUCGGCGUCCCUUUUUGGCAUGGAGCACAAAUCACAGCCGUCAUCCGCAAGCGCAACAGUGGGAGGGCGUGGCAGCUCCCUGCUGCCACCGCCACAGCCAUCGGCUAGCAAAUUCGAGCCGGAGCUGGUGCUCAGUCCAGCAAAGCUUGGCCAAUAAAUGAUGAUGCGACAGUUAGUUACGAUUUUAGUUAGGAUUUCAUGCAGCCACAAUCUAGGUACCAUUGUGUGUGUAUGCGAGUGUGCUCGAAUGUUUGUGUGUGCGUAAGUGAGAGUGUGAGUGUGAGACUGAGUGAGUAUGAAUGUGUGCGUGUAUGUGUACUAUAACACUAUCUUUUGAAUGUGCCACAAGAUCAAGCAACAAUUACUAUAAACAAGAAGAAUCAAGAAACAAACAAACAAAAAACACUCCGUUAAAAGCCCAACAGUCGUGUUCUCAAUUCCCAAAUCCCCAAAAUUAUGCAAACCUAAAAAAAAUUUGCAAUUAUUUGUUCUCAUUUUCAACAUUUGAGAGAAGAACAAUGUAUUAUAAUAGAACCUAAAUUGGUGAAUUCAGAACAUGACUGACAUUACAAUAUACUGUUGAACCUUACAAUGAGCUUUCAGUGUCUAUUAAUUCCCUAGGGCUUGCUCCUUUUAAUGUAUGUAACAUAACAUAUAUUCUAUCAUUUUGAGAAACUUCUUGAACUGUUAGUAUCGACUUGUAUGUAUUUUUCUUUCUAGAUCAGAAUUCUCUUUAUUUUCCAACUCUGUGGCAAUUACAUAAUUGGCCAAGUGCUCAGCAAAAAAAAAUAAAUAAUGAAAAGAAAAUUGCCAACCCGCGCUUUCUAAAGCUAUCCCUAUAUUAGUCAGGGUAUUAUAAAGUUUGUAUACCAACAUAUCGUUAAAUAAAUAUACAACAGAUAAUAGAAUACUUAUAAUAACAAGAAAUUUUUGAAUAAAGCGAAGGAAAGCCAUGGUGUCGUCCAGUUGGUUCCCAUCAACUAAGAGCUAAAUUUCAAUAAGGAUUUCCGUGUGGGCAUUAUAAAAACUAAAAGAAUCAAAUAAUACAAAAGUAAUUGAAUUGAAAACAAAAGCAUGCAAUAUAACAAUUAGAUAUGUAUCCCCAAAAUUGAGUGUCCAUGUAGUUGAAUGUAACAAAUUAAAUAACAACUACACUGGCCCAAAAGUAACAAAUAAGUAGAAUGAACAGAAGCAUCCCUAAAACACAGACAGUUUCCAAAUGAGUCUUAAAACGUUGAAAGAGCUCUCAACCAAAAACAAAAGAAAAAACAAAAAAAUAAAAAUAAUUUAUAACAACAAAUUAUUAAAGUAUAAGAAAAUAUGAUUCAAUUUCGUUCAAUUUAAACACACAUUUUUCAUUUUCUCAAAGUUCUUUUCACUUUUUAAGGCACUUUUUAAAAGCUACUGCAAAAAUUCAAAUUCGAACAAUAAUGGCUGGCUCUUUCAACUAGCGCAUCGAAGAAAUUAUAAAAAAAAAAUCAAUUAAAUCGAUAAUGAUAGCAAAUAAAACUAAAUCAAGUGAUUCAAGAGAAUAAAGCUACAUAACAUUUGGGCAAAUAAUAGAAACUACUUAAUUGAAAAUAAAAUGUAUAACAAGCAAAACUAUGCAACUAAUAGAAAACUAUGAUUAUAAAGAUGAAAUAUGAAUUAGUAUGUAUGUCAGUAAAUGUAUGUGCAGAAUAAAACCGAAAUACAUAAA